Dendrobium catenatum is the source of this 2367-nucleotide messenger RNA. Its product is annotated as preprotein translocase subunit SCY2, chloroplastic. Lineage: Eukaryota; Viridiplantae; Streptophyta; Magnoliopsida; Asparagales; Orchidaceae. Bases 128 to 1900 code for a protein of 590 amino acids. The record is from RefSeq and is a predicted model, not a curated record. Gene Ontology annotation, molecular function: signal sequence receptor activity; transmembrane protein transporter activity. Gene Ontology annotation, biological process: chloroplast organization; thylakoid membrane organization; SRP-dependent cotranslational protein targeting to membrane, translocation. Gene Ontology annotation, cellular component: plastid envelope; membrane. The transcript has 15 exons.
CCUGGACCGGAGUAACAUUAUAUGCAGAUUUUAGUUAUGCUAAAUUACUACUCCACUCCGCCGGAGGUUAUCACCGUUCCAAAACGUCUCUUCGUCUAUCCAAGUUCGUCGAGCUUUCGGCUUUGCCAUGGACGCGGCCACUUUAAGCCCCCUCUAUACAUCUAUCUUUCAAUUCCACCAGAAGCCAUUUCCACUUCGAGGAGGUCAUCGCUUAUUGUACAAGGAGGCAAGCCUUUCCCUAUCGUAUCCUAGAUUACAUCAUCAUCCGAGACAAAGAAUUUCGCUUGCUACGACCACCUUUCAGCACUUAUUCCGCCGGAACCGUGUGCAUUGUUUUAGCCGGUCACCGAGAAAGUUUAUUAAUGCUGAUUCAGUCGGCUUUGAGCUGUCCCAUCCCCAGACGCUCAUAGUGGGUUCAGGCAGUGAAAAGAGAUCGGUUGUGGUGCGAGACGAGGAAUCUGUGGCUGAAUCCUUGGCUCCUACGCCCGGGAAGUACAAAAACAGAUUUUUGAAUUUUGUUAGGAUUGGAAGUGUGGUGGAUAAUAUGGCUGACUCCUUCUUCAAGAGCGAGAUAAGGCGGAGGUUGUUCGUGACUGCCUUGCUGAUUGUGGUCAGUCGGGUGGGUUACUUUAUCCCUCUGCCUGGAUUUGAUAGGAGGUUGAUGCCUCAGGACUACAUGAGCUUUGCUUCUGGAUCAACUGAUGAACUUGGUGAUUUUUCAGCUGAGCUAAAGCUGUCACUUUUCCAGCUGGGGAUUAGUCCUCAGAUUGCAGCCUCCAUUUUGAUGCAGGUUCUUUGCCAUAUUUUGCCAUCACUUGUGAGGCUGCGAAAGGAAGGUUUAGAUGGUCAUGAGAAGAUCAAAGGCUAUAUAUGGUGGGCUUCACUAGGGUUUGCGGUGCUGGAGGCAGUUAUUGUUUCUUGCUACUCACUUCAAUAUUCAAUUUAUGCUGCGAGCCAAAGGUUCAAGCACGUUGUGAUCACAAGCUUCUUGUUGGUGAUUGGUGCAAUGUCCAUGACAUGGAUUUCUGACACUAUCUCAGAGUCUGGAUUUGGUCAUGGGUCUUCCUUGAUAAUAUGCGCUGGGAUACUAACUGGAUAUACGGAGACACUGUUCAAGAUGUUUUCUCAUUUUUCAGGCAAUGCAUCAAGCUUUUGGCCUUACUUAGUUGCAGUGAUUGGGAUAUUCACAGUUGUGACAAUGUGGGCCGUGCUAGUUACUGAAGGUUGCAGGAAAAUCAAGUUGAAAUACUAUGCUUUUAAAUUGGCUUCUGCAUCUAGAAGCGGGGGUUCUCCAAUCACUGAGGUGGAACCUUAUAUACCAUUCAACAUAAAUCCCUCAGGAAUGCAGCCUGUUCUUACUACCACCUAUCUGUUGGCUUUCCCUAGCAUUAUUGCAAGUAUUUUCAACUCGCCAUUUUGGGAAUACCUUAAGGAGAUACUAAAUCCUGCAAGUUCUAUUGGUGCAAAGCCAUGGGUCUUCUAUGCAAUUUAUGCAUUUUUUGUUUUCCUGUUCAAUAUAUUUGACAUUGUUGUCGCCUGCAUCUCAAAGCUUAUGACAAUAAACUUGGAACUUUUGGGGGCUAACUUGCCUAAAGAGAUUUCCGACUAUAUGACUAAAAUGGGAGCCCGAAUACCAAACAUAAAACCUGGGAAGGCAACUGUCGAGUACUUAACCAAAAUUCAGGCAUCAACUCGUUUUUGGGGUGGAGUAUUGUUAAGCAUAUUGGCCACCUCCUCUUCUGUACUGGAUCACAACUUACGCCAGAUGAAUGAGAAUUUCUCAGUAGGAUUUACAUCAGUGCUGAUCAUCGUUGGCUCGAUAAUCGAGUUAAGGAGAUCUUAUCAGGCAUACAAUGUAAUGCCUACUUUAAGCAAGGUUCUUAGGAGAUAUGGUGUCUAAGGCAGUCCAGAUGUUUACAACUUAAGAUUCAGGAGGAGGUCAAUGUGAUUUCCAAGCUACAACCUUCCUAAUCUUCAAAGGAUGUGUUUGUUAACAACUUAAUAUUUGGCUUAAAGUUAAGAUGCAUUUAUACUUAGAAGCUGUAUCAAAGGGGAGAAGCAAUUAUCAAAUGCCACUAUAUCAUUGAAGGAAAAGCAGCUUAGGGUUUUAUUGGCAACACAAUCAGGUAGAGAAUGUAAUUUUUUCAACAGAAAAUAUAUGCCAUAUUUAUUGUAUUGUAGCCUUGUAGGGGGUUCUGUAUGAAGGUUUUACAGCUUAUUCAGUAGAUUUGACCUACAGUUUUGCUUAUAUGACAUGCUUUGAAAGGGCUUGCAUUCCAAUUUGCACUGCUUGUACUGAUUUAUUAUAUUUUAAAGCAUGUUGAGUGUGAACCAACAUAUAUUGUUGAAGUAUUUUUGAAUGAUGUA